AUGGCGAACUGUGAGUGUGUCAUUUUUAAAAUGACCAAUGUGGUGUGUGGCAGUUACAAUAAAUCUUGGGUGCGGAUCAAUCAGUGUCGCUUAAAGGCGAUAAGUCGCCACAGAAUAGAGUUAAACUUUAAUGCAACCUUUAUCCAUCCGACCAACGAUGUCGUGGUAAGAUAUCAGCUCUUCAGGAGGGAGAAUGGCUAUAAGCCAUGGUUCGUCAAUAUGCAUUUGGAUGGUUGUCGGUUCUUGAGGAAUCCAUAUGAUCCCAUCGGAAUAAUGAUUUAUAAUUUUUACAAAGACUUUUCAAACGUCAAUCACACUUGCCCGUUUUAUGGUGAAAUUAUUGUUAAAAACAUGUAUUUGGAGACUAAACGGUUGGGACGAUUUCCAUUGCCCACCGGCGACUAUUUAUUGGCAAUGACAUGGAAAUUCUUUAAGAAAGCACAGUUUGCGACUAACGUUAGUUUCCAAUAUGUAGAGAAUUUGAUGUGA
Messenger RNA from Drosophila takahashii, 489 nucleotides. RefSeq lists its product as uncharacterized. The record is from RefSeq and is a predicted model, not a curated record. Lineage: Eukaryota; Metazoa; Arthropoda; Insecta; Diptera; Drosophilidae.